Pelobates fuscus (common spadefoot toad) is the source of this 3982-nucleotide messenger RNA. It is a transcript of the gene GRK1, whose product is annotated as G protein-coupled receptor kinase 1. Gene Ontology annotation, biological process: protein phosphorylation; regulation of opsin-mediated signaling pathway; visual perception. Gene Ontology annotation, molecular function: ATP binding; rhodopsin kinase activity. Gene Ontology annotation, cellular component: cytoplasm. NCBI's taxonomy places the organism in Eukaryota, Metazoa, Chordata, Amphibia, Anura, Pelobatidae. The coding region runs from base 339 to 2015 and encodes 558 amino acids. The transcript is spliced from 7 exons. The record is from RefSeq and is a predicted model, not a curated record.
UUGGAUUACCAUUCCACGUCUCAGCUGACUCUCACUUUAACUCAAGAAAGGUUUUGUGUUUUUUUUUUAAUUUGCUGUUUUAUUUGGUAAUGUUUCGUAAACAUAUUUUAGAAAAAUGACACCAUACACUUUUUAUUUUUAAAAUGUCUUCAUGACCAGCAUUGUGGACAUGCUAUACCUGAUUGGAGAUCUUAGACAAUAAUUCUACCUCGAUCAAAAGGAUUUUGCUAAGCUUCGGAAGCACAGUUUGCAGUGGGCAGAACUUCCUCUCAGUCAUCCUGUGCUGUUACUAGCUGCCCAGUUGUUCAUGUUUGGUUCGGGAGACUAAACAAUCAGAAAUGGAUUUUGGGGCACUGGAAACAGUGGUUGCUAAUUCUGCAUAUAUUACAGCGAGAGGAAGCUUCGAUGGAGGCUUCAACCCACAAAUUACUAGGAACAAGAAGUAUCGUAACAAACUAAAGCUUCCACCUCUGUCUCAAUGUGAACAUUUAAAGAAUGAAAUUGAUUUGGAUUUUGAUAAUAUUUGUGUCAAGCAACCCAUUGGCAAAAAAUUAUUUCAGGAGUUUCUGGGAACAGUCGAAGAAUUUAUUCCUCCAAUGGAAAUAUGGAAUGAUAUUGAGGAUUAUGAUACUGCUGAGGAUGAAGACCGUUUGCAAAAGGCUCAAAGUAUCAUAAACAAGUAUCUUGACACACAUUCAAAAUCAUUUUGCCCCUAUUUAGAUGAGAAGGCCACUGCAAAAGUAGUAGAGGAGUGUAAUAAGGCCCCAGAUGGACUCUUUAAGCAACUACAUCAAACUACGUUGGAUUAUUUAAAAGAACAUGCUUAUUCAAAAUACAAAGAAGGCAAGCAUUUCUCAAAAUUCCUUCAAUGGAAAUGGCUUGAGGCCCAGCCAAUUGGAGAGGACUGGUUUAUGGACUACAGGAUCCUUGGGAAAGGUGGAUUUGGGGAAGUGUCUGCUUCCCAAAUGAGGGCAACAGGUAAAAUGUAUGCCUGCAAGAAACUCAACAAGAAAAGAUUGAAGAAAAGGAAAGGAUUUGAUGGUGCUAUGGUUGAAAAAAGGAUUCUUGCAAAGGUCCACAGUAGAUUUAUUGUCUCCCUGGCAUAUGCAUUCCAGACAAAAAAUGAAGUCUGCCUUGUAAUGACUAUAAUGAAUGGAGGUGAUCUACGGUUCCACAUUUACAACGUUGAUGAAGAAAAUCCAGGAAUUGAUGAACCCAGGGCUUGUUUUUACACUGCACAGAUAAUAUGUGGGUUGGAACAUCUUCACCAAAACAGGAUUAUCUAUCGAGAUCUAAAACCAGAAAAUGUCCUAUUAGACAAUGAUGGCAAUAUCCGUAUAUCUGACCUUGGGCUGGCUGUUGAGUUGAAGGAGAAGAAAUCAAAAACCAAGGGCUAUGCUGGAACCCCAGGUUUUAUGGCUCCAGAACUAUUACAAGGGGAAGAAUAUGAUUUCUCUGUAGAUUAUUUCUCAUUGGGAGUCACAAUAUAUGAAAUGAUUGCAGCACGUGGCCCCUUCCGAUGCAGAGGAGAAAAGGUUGAAAAUAAAGAUUUAAAGAACAGAAUCCUCAAUGAUCCAGUGUCAUACACAGAAAAAUUCAACAAGGACUGCAAGGCCUUCUGUGAAGCCUUACUGGAAAAGGAUGCCAAGAAAAGGAUUGGUUUUAAAAACGGAAACUGUAAUGAUCUCAGAGCACAUGCUUUCUUCAAAGAAAUUAAUUGGAGAAAACUAGAAGCAGGUAUCCUCACACCACCGUUUGCCCCAGACUCCAGAACUGUGUAUGCAAAGGAUAUUCAAGAUGUAGGAGCCUUUUCAACAGUGCGAGGUGUUGCUCUUGAAGAUGGUGACAAGCAACUUUUUGAUGAAUUUGCCUCAGGCAACAUACCUAUACCAUGGCAGGAGGAAAUGAUUGAAACUGGUAUUUUUGAUGAAAUAAACGGGGAUUUAAAUGAUGUUCGGAGAGAAUCUAUCACAAAUGAUACCGCAGCAAAGUCUGGAGUGUGUCGAAUCGCAUAGAAAUUAGAAAAGAUCACUUAGCCCUAAAAGAGAAGAUCAACCUGAUCAGGUGGUCUCAUUGAUCUCUUUACAAACUUAUUUUCCUAUGAAAUAGACCUAAAAGUACUGUAUUAAAACAACAUAGAUUAUGUUAUUUUUAUCUUUUACCACAUGCUAACUGAAGCGCAAAUGUGAAACAAUAUAGUGGACAAGAAUCUUGGACCAAGUUAAAAUCUUUAAGAGCUGCCAUGAAAUCACAUCUCAUACUUUAUCUACAAAGAGUGAAGAAGUACUCCUGAAAUUUAAAUAUAUAAAUAUAGUUAUUGUAAUUUUUGUUUUAUUGACCUUGGACAUUGUUAUUGUGUAAGGACAAUAAUAAUAACAAAGGAAAAAUAUAAUUGAACAGCAUCACAUAAUAUGUUCAUUCUUCAAAGCUAUGGAAUCAUGGAGAACAGUUUUGUGGACUCUGGACUAAACCGCAUGGAGCCAUCUAUGGCAGUGGUUCUUAACUUUUUUUUGUCAGUGCUCGAAAUUAUGUUCAUGUCAUUAGCUUGUCUUCAGCUGGAAAAUUAACACAGUGACACACUCUCAAAAUCUCUGCCAAUUUUAAAAAAAUAUUACAAAUACCUUGUUUAGACUCCCCAUUGUUUCAAGAGGUCUUCACUCCACUGGAUAAGGUUCUGGGCAAAAUCCUCUCCAAUAGUUGACAGCUGCCUGCUUGGUGUCCAGAUGAAUUUGAUAAUCCUAGUUCUGCUAUUGGACACAUACUAAAAUGAUAAGGGAACAAUUUUGGGGUCCUGACCCGAGAGUUAAUAAUUACUGAUUAUGGUGAUUCUAUUAAGCAUGGUAUGCUUAAUAUAUGUUCCUCUUUAGGAUUGUGAGGAAUUUGAGAUGAUUAUAAUAAUGAUGCUGACAUUUUUCAACUCCAAUACUUCUUGUAGUGGUGAGUUGUUUCAUUUAUAUUUUCCCAUUUACUGACAUUUAUUCUGGAUAUAUUUCUUAAAAAAUAAUGAAGAAACAUUCAUUUUCCAAGAUCUGUUUUUCUUUAAAACAAGGGAACAUCUGUUGGCUAAUCCAAAAGUAGGUAAACAAUAAUUAUUUAUUUUCAGAGAUCCAACUUGAGUGUAAGAUCUACAGUUCAUUUUCUGUGUUGAUGCGGUUUGCUUUUAUUUUCAUAUCUUAGUUUAAAAAGGUCUGCAUGGCACAUCACAAAUGGAAAGGUUUAGGUCCCAAUGGAGACUUAGUCUAGAAUUUAGGAAUUUUCAUUAUAUUUGCAAGACCAGCAAAGGAAUUAAGUGUUAUUUACCUAUAAAGAAAAAAAGAUAGAUUUUAUACAGCCACUUUAUUAAGGAAACAUAUUCUAAUUUUUUUUUGUGACAACACAACUUUGACAUUAAAAAGUCAAAGAAAUUGAAAUUAAUUUGAGCAGAGGGAACUGUACAGUUUUGGUGAUCACAUACCGCUGCAGGAUUACCUGGCAGUUCCUAGUCUUCAGAAAGAUAAUAUGAAGAAUCCCAGCAUGUGUCUAUGCUAGUGCAGCUUAUAUAUUUCAAACGAUGACAUGUCUAAUCAGAUACAUCAUUUGAACACUGUUGUAGAGAGAACUUGUUUAUAUUUUUGGGUCCUUUUUAAGCUUCAACAAAUCUGGCUAUUCUUUUCUGACACUUCUCAUAAAAAAAUAUUUUUUUGCCACAAAAUCUGCUUUCCAUUUAAUGUUUUUUGUCAAUGGAUCUCUCUCUGCAAACUCUAGUGCAGUGAUUAUAGUGCAGGAAAACACAGGAGGUCAACUGUUUGUGAUAUGGAAUAAUUACACCUGGCUCCAACAAUCAUAGAGUGAUCGAUAUAGUUUAGAUUACAUGUCCUCCCAAUGUAUUGCAGAAUUAUAUAAAAAGCCAGUGGUUCCCAACCCAGUCCUCAGGUACCCCAUAACAGUCCAGUAUUCCGGGAUUACCCAGUUGUGUCUGAGGUGUCUUUAGAAGAAAAAAAAA